Megalobrama amblycephala (Wuchang bream) is the source of this 6387-nucleotide messenger RNA. RefSeq names its product solute carrier family 4 member 10b (gene slc4a10b). Gene Ontology annotation, molecular function: monoatomic anion transmembrane transporter activity; sodium:bicarbonate symporter activity; solute:inorganic anion antiporter activity. The transcript is spliced from 27 exons. NCBI's taxonomy places the organism in Eukaryota, Metazoa, Chordata, Actinopteri, Cypriniformes, Xenocyprididae. The record is from RefSeq and is a predicted model, not a curated record. The coding region runs from base 426 to 3686 and encodes 1086 amino acids. Gene Ontology annotation, cellular component: plasma membrane; basolateral plasma membrane. Gene Ontology annotation, biological process: bicarbonate transport; transmembrane transport; monoatomic anion transport.
AUGGACAAAAACAUUUAACAAUAAUAAUAAUAAUAUUUUUUUUGUGUUCCAAAGAAAUAAAUGACAAAAUGUUUAGUUUUGGGUGAACCAGUCUAUUCAAUUUAAGGCUAUUUUAAACUAGGUGUUCAAACAAGUGUUUGUGUAACUGGGCUCUCCCCCACUUUUCCCUAGUAGUUAUUUGUUCAAAACGUCGCUAAUCUCUCUCAUAAGGCCCAGUCCAGAUAAUUUACUAGGCACUAUAACAUAAUGCCCCCUCCCCUGUGGAGUGAAAGUCCUGCUCCACUACUGCGUCACACAGCAGCUCCAUGCGCCCUUAUGAGUGAGCUCGGUAGUAAUAUCACUGCACUAAAUAUGUGAGCACAUCAUCGGCGACGCUACACGCAGUACGCACUACACGCACUAGAUCUGCUCUACAGGUACAGAAGAUGGACGUGAAGGAUCAAGGCGCACAAAUGGAGCCUCUGCUGCCCGCGGUGGUCACCUCUCCUGGAAGACAAAGUGUGAGGAAUGAUGAGGAGGCCGUCGUGGACAGAGGAGGCACUCGAUCCAUGCUUAAGGCUGGACUGGAGAAGGAGGAGCUAGAAGGUCACAGGACUCUGUAUAUCGGUGUUCAUGUUCCUCUGGGCAGAAAAACCCGUCGACGCCAUCGACAUCAUGGACAUCGACACAGGAAGAGAAGCAGGGAAAGAGACUCAGGGGUCGAAGAUGGACGAGAAUCACCUUCAUACAAUACUCCCUCUCAGAGGGUUCAGUUUCUGCUGGGCACUGAGGAUGAUGAUGAAGAGCACAUACCACAUGACCUCUUCACUGAGCUGGAUGAGAUCUGCCUCCGUGAUGGAGAGGAUGCUGAGUGGAGAGAAACCGCCAGGUGGCUGAAGUUUGAAGAGGACGUGGAGGACGGCGGCGAGCGCUGGAGUAAACCGUACGUGGCCACGCUCUCUCUGCACAGCCUCUUUGAGCUGCGGAGCUGCAUCCUCAACGGCACCGUCAUGCUGGACAUGAGGGCCAGCUCUCUGGAGGAGGUCGCAGACAUGGUUCUGGACCAACAGGAAGUGGCUGGGCAUCUUGAAGAUGAUGUCAGGAAGAAGAUCAAAGAGGCUCUUUUGAAGCAGCACCAUCAUCAGAACCAGAAGAAACUGGCCAAUCGGAUUCCCAUCGUCCGCUCCUUUGCUGAUAUCGGGAAGAGACAGUCUGAGUCGAACUGCGUGGACAAAAACGGUCUGAUGAUUUCACCCCAGUCUCAACCCAUGAGCACAGAGGGCAAGAAUGACGUGAGCCGUGAAAACAGUGCCGUGGACUUCAGCAAGAUAGACCUGCACUUCAUGAAGAAGAUCCCUGCAGGUGCAGAGGCCUCUAAUAUCUUGGUUGGAGAGCUGGAGUUUCUGGACAGGCCUGUAGUGGCAUUUGUCCGCCUCUCUCCUGCCGUACUGCUCAACGGCCUGGCAGAAGUGCCCAUUACGACCAGGUUCCUGUUCAUCUUGCUGGGGCCUCUGGGUAAAGGGCCACAAUAUCACGAGAUUGGCAGAUCAAUUGCAACCUUGAUGACAGAUGAGGUUUUCCAUGAUGUGGCCUAUAAAGCUAAAGAUCGCAAUGAUCUGAUUGCUGGAAUUGAUGAAUUUCUUGACCAAGUUACAGUUCUGCCACCAGGAGAAUGGGACCCUUCCAUCAGGAUAGAGCCGCCAAAGAACGUCCCGUCCCAGGAGAAGAGAAAGAUCCCUGCAGUGCCUAAUGGAGAGCUGGCAGAGACAGAGGAACAUGGUGGACAUGGAGGCCCUGAGCUGCAGCGCACCGGGAGGUUUUUUGGUGGAUUGGUUCUGGAUGUGAAGAGGAAGGCUCCGCACUUCCUGUCGGAUUUCACAGAUGCGCUCAGCCUGCAGUGUUUGGCCUCUUUCCUGUUCCUGUACUGCGCCUGCAUGUCCCCUGUUAUCACCUUCGGAGGGCUGCUGGGAGAAGCUACAGAGGGACGCAUAAGUGCAAUUGAAUCUCUGUUUGGAGCCUCCAUGACUGGAAUCGCGUACUCGCUCUUUGCCGGACAGCCUCUCACUAUCCUGGGCAGCACCGGACCCGUUCUGGUGUUUGAGAAAAUAUUGUUCAAAUUCUGCAAGGAAUACGGGCUGUCGUACCUGUCCCUCAGGACGUGUAUCGGGCUGUGGACGGCGUUCCUCUGUCUGCUGCUGGUGGCCACUGACGCCAGCUCACUCGUCUGUUACAUCACACGCUUCACGGAGGAAGCCUUCGCCUCUCUCAUCUGCAUCAUCUUCAUCUACGAGGCCUUGGAGAAGCUCAUUCAUCUUGGGGAGACGUAUCCCAUUAAUAUGAACAACAAUCUGGAGAAACUCACCACUUACAGAUGUUCCUGUAUUGAGCCUGCAAACCCCAGCAAUGCCACCCUUCUGUACUGGGAGCAGAACAACAUCUCGGCUCCGGAGAUCUUCUGGGAAGCUCUGGAAGUUCAGGACUGCAUUGAGAAGAAGGGAGAAUUUGUCGGGUCAGCUUGCGGGCCUCAUGGUCCGUACGUUCCUGACGUUCUCUUCUGGUCUGUAGUUCUCUUCUUCUCUACAGUGGCCAUGUCAGCGUUCCUCAAAGAAUUCAAGACCAGCCGCUACUUCCCCACCAAGGUCAGAUCCAUCAUCAGUGACUUCGCAGUGUUCAUCACUAUUGCUACGAUGGUUCUGGUGGAUUACGCCUUAGGGGUGCCUUCACCCAAACUACAGGUCCCCAAUGAGUUUAAGCCAACUCGUGAUGACCGUGGGUGGUUCAUUAACCCGUUGGGUCCGAACCCGUGGUGGACGUGUGUGAUUACAGUCCUUCCCGCCCUCCUCUGCACCAUCCUCAUCUUCAUGGACCAGCAGAUCACAGCGGUGAUCAUCAACAGGAAGGAGCACAAGCUGAAGAAAGGCUGUGGCUAUCACCUGGACCUGUUCAUGGUGGGUGUGAUGCUGGGCGUUUGCUCUCUGAUGGGGCUGCCGUGGUUCGUGGCGGCGACGGUUCUGUCCAUCACUCACGUGAACAGUCUGAAGCUGGAGUCGGAGUGCUCGGCGCCCGGAGAGCAGCCCAAGUUCCUCGGGAUCAGAGAGCAGCGGAUCACCGGUCUCAUGAUCUUCCUCCUCAUGGGCUGCUCCGUAUUCAUGACCUCAGUGCUGAAGUUCAUUCCAAUGCCAGUGCUGUAUGGAGUUUUCCUUUACAUGGGCGCAUCUUCACUGAGAGGAAUACAGUUUUUUGAUCGUUUGAGAUUGUUCUGGAUGCCGGCUAAACACCAGCCAGACUUCAUUUACCUGAGACACGUCCCGCUCCGAAAGGUUCAUCUGUUCACCAUCGUCCAGCUCAGCUGUCUGGUUCUCCUCUGGGUCAUCAAAACCUCCAGGGCUGCCAUCGUCUUCCCCAUGAUGGUGUUGGCGCUGGUCUUUAUUAGGAAGCUGCUGGAUUUUUUCUUCACAAAGAGAGAGCUCAGCUGGCUCGAUGACCUCAUGCCCGAGAGCAAGAAGAAGAAGCUGGAGGACGCUGAGCGAGAAGAGGAGCAAAGUAUUUUGGCAGAGGAAGAAGGAAUCGUACAAGUGCCAUUGGAGGGACAUUACAAAGAUGAUCCUUCUAUUGUCAACAUUACUGAUGAAAUGUCCCGAGGCUCCUUUGGAAGUACUUGGAACACCGUCAACUCCAAAAAUGAUCCCAAAAGUCCCCUUUCCUAGAUGCUGAGCCCCCAAAGCCUGUCUAAUUAAGAGAGUGCACAAGGAGCGUCGAUGGAAAGAAGAGAUGAGAAUCUGACUUAUCUGAUACACUGUGUACACACACACCCUUAGCUAUCCAAAUAGACUUCUGUUGUUUUUUAGAAGGAAUAGUUCAUAAAAAUGAAGAAAAACUAUUCCUGAACUAUUGAAGUGAACUAUUCCUACUGUGGCCAGUUUCAUAAACAUAGCUGCUAAGUUAAGACUUAAGUCUUAAGAUCUAGUGUGAUCAACUAGCAAUUAGUUAGUCUGCGGUUUUCCCGUGGAAUUAGGGUACUUUUACACUGUUGGGUUGUUUUUCAUGUCCACGGGUUGAAGCAACCCUAAAUAACAUGAUAUCUAGCCCCUGGAAUGUGAAUUUGACCAGGGGAACCCCGCCCAAAAUGUGGAUUUUACCCCCCCGGAACGCGAUUGGGCUAGUUUUGUUGUGAAAACCUGGCAACCCUGGGGCUAAUCAGUCUUACACCGUGUCCUAACCAGGAUAACACAUAACUUACACUGAAAAGAAAUGAAAGCCAAUAGAACCCUCCAUUGCAACAGUAGUAGCCCUACACUUCCGCCAUUUUGGAGUGAAAGCGAGUCGUCAGUCCACUAGUUUCUAUGGCAAUAUCAGCUGCUUUGUUAAAAAAAAUGUACAUUAAAGCUAAAAUACAACCUGAAUGAUGACAACACAGAACAAAAUACUAUCACUAGUGAUCAUCAAAUCCUUUUUACAGUUUAUUUUACAGACUUUGUAUUUAAAUCUUCUACGUUUUUUCACAAAACCUUUGCUCUAGAAACCCAGUCAGAAAUUCAAGAACAAAAACACCGACAUGGAAAACAUUGCGUGUCGCGGCGCGUCUGGUUAGGACACGGUGUUACUUUUUUAUUCAAAUGAGACCAAUCUACCUUUUUAUGUAACUGACUUUCUUCAAGUUAUGACCAGUCUUGAAGAAAAUCAUUAGCAGACUAAUUUGUAAGACUAGUCUAAGCAGUUUAUGCAACCGGCCACUGUUAUGAAUAAUGCAAAUUUUAGGCUAAUCAGAAUAACCCGUACACGCUCUACCCCUAACCCAACUCCUAAAUGAUAACCUUUCACAUUUGUGUUAUGAUAAAAACAUUAUUUGCUUUAUGAACAUGAGUUUUUACAGAUUCUGGGCACAUUAUCCAGCAUUUUUGUCCUUAAAGUAACAAGUAAACGCACAUAUGAAGCUCCCAGUCUUGUCUUGUGUUUCUAUAUUUAUAAAGUAUAUCACAAUGCUAAGCUUUUUAGCUUCUAGGUAUAUAGCCUGUACAUACGUAAUAGUAAUACCAGCAAAUAAAGCGGAGACAUCGAUUGUUCAUGUGUGUAAGAUGAGGAGAAAGUGUGGCAGAAUUUGAAAAAUUUUAAACUUUAUUUUAAAUGCUCUCAAUAUUUUAUAUGUUUUGUAUUUUUUAAAAAGUAUUCCUACACAACUUUCACAUCCCUAAAGGUACAGUUUUAAACAAAGGUGUAGACAAUAUCUACAGAAAUUGAUUAGCUAAACCAAGGAUAUUUUUCAGCUUUUUGGCAAUAUAUUCAAGUUUGCCACCAUUGGGUCCUUGAGCAAGACACUUCACUUAUCGAGGGUCAGUUUUCCUGCAGUCACUGUACUUACUGUAAGACACUUGGAUAAAAACCAUAAAAACAUAUUGUAAGUUCUUGAUAUACCUGCGGAUAUCAGAAAAUUGCUGUAUUUUGCUGAACGCUGUCUUUGCAUUUAUGCAAUGAGGAAUUAAAUCUUAGAACAUUAAUUUUAGCUAUUCAUAUUUUUGCAAUUAUUUGUACUAAGAAUGCUGCUUGUGUAAAUAUUAUUUCCAUCAGACUUGUCUAAAGUUCAUACCUCUAUUUUGAAGGCUGUAUGUUGAUCCUCACAAUGCCAAAGUGUAGAUGUGUUUUCAUGCCAAUAAUGAUGAUGGAAAGACAUCUGAAGUCAUAUCAGCUGCACAUCAGUAAACUGUCCCCUCAAAAUGAUUGUCUGUAUUAUCUCUUAAGCAAUUGAAUGCAUUAUCUGGAUACUGUACUGUAAAUGCAUCUUCAGAUACAGAUUGCAUUCCCUUUUCAUAAAAAGCAAUAGUGUUUUAGAAGUGCGGGUCCAUCGAAUAAUGAUUUUAGUAUUUUGUUGCAUGUUGAGUUCCUUAUAAAAUGAAUUAUUUCCAUUUAAAAACCUGUAACUUCUGCCAUUUAUAUUGCUAUGGAUAUUUAUAACAAAUAUAUACAAAAUCAUACAUACUGUAAUAUUAUUACCAUAGUUUGAUUCAUAUGUUUUGCUCUUAUUGUUAUGCAUAUAUUUGUUUUGUAUGGGUAUAUCUUCACACUCAGAUGGUUUGAUUUUGAAAGACGAGUGAUUGUUUUCAUGCUAAUAUUUUCACAGUUUAUUCUGACUUAAGCUUUUAAGUCCUUUUAGAUUACUGGAGUAAUACAUCUAGUUCUUUUGACUGUGUGUUGAUGUUUGUGUAAAUUAUCUGGAAUAUAUCCUCUGUGUGUCUGUGCGGUGCGACUUUGAGAUCUUUUAACUGUGUGCUUUCAUUGUUUUUGGGGGGAUAUGGCAUAAAUAUCCUUCAUUUGCACUUGUGUUUCAUGAACUGGGAGAGAUAAUUAGAUUUUUCUGAAGUUUUUGUUCCUGCUUUUUCUUCUACAGUGAAAUAAAAAGCUCUGCCAUAUGAA